CCCUUCCCUGCUGACAGAGUGCUUCCGGAGAGGCCUGGCGUCAGCGCCGCGGCCAUGGCGGAGCUGACAGACGCGGAGCUCCGGAAGGAGCUGCUGGCUCUGGGCUACCGGCCGGGGCCCAUCACCGAGACCACCCGCAAGGUCUACAUUAAGAAGCUAAGCUGUCUGCGGGCUGAGGUGGCGGCGGCGAAGCGCAGGGGCCGCGGCGCUCCUCCCAGCCCGGGCCGCAGCUCCGGCAGGCCGCAGCAGGCCUCACCCUCGCGGCCGCGCCUCGGUUUCAGCCUCAGCCCCGGCAGGGCCGCUCGCGACAGAGAGGAGGACGAGGAGGAGGAUGAAGACGAGAUGGAGGAGGACGAGAUGGAGGAGGACGAGGAGGAGGAAAGAGGACGAGUGCCCGUGUCCCGCUGGGAGGCCGCUGAGGGCGGCAGGCUGUCCUGGGGAGACCCACGAGGCUCUCCUCCUGGACGCAGCGGGGGGCUCGGCGGUAGGGCCGAGGGGGGGCUGUCCCGGGACGGGGUCCGGGGGCUGAGCACCCCAUCCUCGUGGAGCUCAUCCCUGGAGAGAAGCGGGGGUCUCAGGGCUGGAACGGGGCCGUCCCUGGAUGAUGGGUUUCGGGGCUCGAGUUCCUUUCAGUGGAGCACGUCUGCAGAGGGGAGCGAGGGGCUCAGCAGUGGGUUGGGGCAGUCCCUGGAUGGGUUUCGGGGGUCAAGCACAUCCCAGUGGAGCACAUCUAUAGAGAGAGAUGAGGGGCUCAGUGCUAGGGCUGGGUUAGGGACAUCCAUGGAUGGGGUGGGGGGACUGAGCUCCACGUCCUCGUGGGGUACAUCCACAAGCAAAAGUGGAAGGCUCAGCUCCACACCCUUUUCCAGGGAUGAAAGCGGGGGCCUGACAGCCAGGAGCCAUUGGGACACAUCGAUAGGGCGGACUGUAGGGCAGAACUCCCCAGCACUGUGGGAUACAGCAGGGGAAAGGAAGGUGGAAAGGAAAGGGCUUUUCUCCAACAGCUGGUGGGGACGGGAGAGCAAGGUGGCACCCAGCACGCACUGGGGAACUGCAGCAGGACGCAGUGGGUUGAGUUACCCAUUUGAGAGAGGAGAGGAGAACCUGGCGUCCAGUGUUCGGAGAGAGGCAGACAGAGAGCUGAAACCCAGCAGCUGGGGAGAGGGAUUGACCCGACGGCUGCCGUGGAGGGCUACAAGUGGCACGGGGCUGGCCUCAGGCAGCCGGUGGGAUGCAUCGGCUGCGGUGGUGACACCACGCACUCAGCUCCUGCGGUCAGCCCCCAGGCAGCGGACAGAAGGAAAGGGCAAAGGCCUUGAGUACUACCUCUCCCAGUUCCUUUGCCUCGCCAGCUUGGUGCUGCUGCUGAUUUUUCUGGGCAUCCUCAUGGUGAAGAUGAUUGGAUCAGGCUGGCUUGACCAGAGAGAGGAAGACUUUAAUCUCUUGCCUGUGGAUUGUGACAAAAGAACAGAUGAUUUUCAGUUCUGCAGAGCCAAACAGAAGGAUGCUGUAAUGAACAUGCUGCAUGAGUUGUAUAACUACUUGUCCGUGCAAGCUGGUAAUUUUGAAUGCGGGAACCCUGAGAAUCUAAAAAGCAAAUGCAUUUCAGUUAGUGAAGCAAGGGACCACGUGGUGAAUAUAACUGGUGGUUCCCCACAGAAGUUUGAAGCUGUCCUGAACUGGAUACUGAACAGUAACAAGGAUUUAGGAAUAUUGUUGAAAGACAAAGACCUCUCCGAACUGGUUACCAGUGUGGAAGAAGUGGUCUGUCUCGAAUCAGCCCAUCCUCAGAUGGGGCUCGGCUGCCGUUUCCGUCGGGCAGUGAUCACUGCUGUCAUGAACCUUUUCCUGUUUUUCUGGUGUCUGGUAACUCUGUGGGGGAUCCUCAUCUUCCUUCGGUAUCGCUGGCGGAAGAUGGAGGAAGAGGAGCAAGCCAUGUAUGAUAUGGUGAAGAAGAUCAUAGCUGUUGUCCAGGACCACUAUAAGGAAUGGGAACGGAAUUUGGAGCGUUACCCCUAUGUUGGCAUUCUCCACGUUCGGGACAGCCUCAUCCCUCCUCAGAGCAGGAAAAAAAUGAAGCGGGUCUGGAACAGAGCUGUGGAGUUUCUGGCCUCAAAUGAGUCACGGAUUCAGACAGAGUCACACAGAGUAGCAGGAGAGGAUAUGCUAGUAUGGAGAUGGACUCAGCCAUCUUAUGUCUCGGAUUCAGAACACUAAAGAGGAGCAGAAGCAGAGCAGCUGUUGAAAAGGACCUCUGCAAGGGAACAGUCCCUUCUCUGGUGGUGGGAAAGAGCAGGUCACAGCCCUAACCUCCUUGGGUUGGGGAUUGCAUGUAUCUGUUUGCUCUUCUUUCUGAAAAUCUUCUCAUACAAACGAAAAAAAAAAAAAUCAGGGCAAUAAUGUUGGCUUAGAAAGAAGAUGGGCUUGAGCUGGUGGGAAGCUAGAAUCACACCAAAGUUAACCUUCCAGCAGAUAUCUGGCUUCUGUAGGCAAACAAGCCUAAAGCAACUUGUUAAAAAGAAAAAACUGCGUGCUUAAAUAUUGAAGGACCUGAGAUCUCUCUGACAAUGGUUCGGUUCUUAAAAUUUGACCUCAAUUCUGCAAAAGCCAACUGGAGACAACAUCCAUCAUGGAACGUGUUUAAAGGAGAUUAACAUUUCCCAUGGAAACAUUAGGGUGGCAGUUAAGAUGUGUUUUGUUAGAGUUUGUUUUUAGCAGUACAAAGAUAGCGAUGAGAGCACUUGCUGCUUCCCAACAGGGAGAAUAUUUGUGUCCGCUUCACCCUUCGAAAACGGGGAAGAAAAUAAUAGAAAAUAUAAAAUCAGGCAAAGGUAGUCAUGGAGGGAGGGCAGUCUGACGUGCCUUGGUGGUUUGGGCUGGGUUGGGGGUAUGGAGGGAAGCAUUUGUGAUCCUGUUCCACUUUUCAAGUCUGCAAACUCUGUGCUUUAUGUUUUCUCGGGGGGGUGGGGGGGAAUUUGGGUGGGAAGCGAAGGAUAUAGGAAGCUUCAGAAAGUGCUUUCUUUUGGCCACAGCCAAAGGGAUUGCUUCAUGGGCUAUUAAAUAGCGGCUUUGGAAUGUCUACUGGGGCUGAAUGUACUUGUUUAUCCUGGGCAGCUGCAAUGUGUGUGCUGUGGGUCAGAGCAGAGGUGUACAAUGCAUGGCGUGUCAGGGGUUGCCAAAUCCAUGUUCCAGCAGCCUCCCAGCAGGUAGAAGGAGCAGUGAUCCGUCCUCUGUUCGUGCUGCAGGCAUCGUAUUUUGUAUCUACAGUCAUUUAGUUAAGUUCGUUUUUACGUCCUGCAAAGGUCUAUUGUUGUUUUUGGGGUGUGGUUUUUUUUUUGUUUCAUUUUUUUUGUUUUGUUUUCUUUAAAGAAAAUAUCUCUAGAGUGUGGCAGCUUAGACUGGGCAAAAAUACUGUUAAUCUGUUCUUCCCAGUGUCAUAAAACCGCUGACCAGGACACCACUGGGACAGCAGGGACCAAAUCCAUUCCUGGCCUAAGCUAGUAAAGCCUGCAGAGAGAAGCCAGUGGUGGGGUGUGUGUAACGGGUGGAUUUAGUUGCGUCAUGAGCAGAAUGUGGAUUUUUGCAUUCAUCUCUGAUGCUGGCUGCACGGAGAGCUUCCCCUGCAGGCUCUGCUUGGCAGCUAGGCUUAGGAUGGCAGCCAUCCUGCUGGGUUUGCAGAUUGGCAAUGCAGUGCACAGGGUGGGCUCCCUGUGCUGGUCCCUGCUCGUGUCCCAGGAUGAAGUCUGCAUCUUCUUCCCCCCUACCCCCCCCAGGUGCUGGUUUUGGUGGGUUGUUCCACUUAUGCAUCCUUCUGCAGAAGGGUGGCAGGGCUCCUGGCAUACCUGCUGCUGGUCAUCAACCAAAACGAGUGGGGAGAGCAGCUUUCUGCAGGAGCAGAACACGGGGAGGCCUCGUGAGUCACAUGGAGGCGUUAACUCCUACCCCAUAUUUUGCUUUUGGUGUUUGAACAAGAGAGGAGACUUAAGAACUGCCUUCAGACAUUGACCACUAAAUAGGGAAUAAAUUGAAGGCAGCCUUGAUUCUUCUAAAAUGUUGCGAUGAGAUCUCCACUGCUGUUACAGAAACUUUUACAAACACCAGUGCCUAUGUAAUUAAGCCUUUUUUAACUGUUUUCAGGUUUUGAGUUACCUUUUUUUAACCAUCCAAAUACAGAGUGAGGAGUUAAGCAUUGCAGUCAUGUUUUUGUAUUAAACUCGUUUUGUAGAACAAAUCUCACUGGCUUGGUGCUGUUUAUUAUACGUUCAGUUUAGCUCUGUAAACCAAUAUAUAAAAUAAAUUUAUUAUGAAUGA
Numida meleagris (helmeted guineafowl) is the source of this 4311-nucleotide messenger RNA. It is a transcript of the gene LEMD2, whose product is annotated as LEM domain containing 2. The record is from RefSeq and is a predicted model, not a curated record. NCBI's taxonomy places the organism in Eukaryota, Metazoa, Chordata, Aves, Galliformes, Numididae. Gene Ontology annotation, biological process: nuclear envelope organization; negative regulation of BMP signaling pathway. The transcript is spliced from 9 exons. Gene Ontology annotation, cellular component: nuclear inner membrane. Bases 55 to 2217 code for a protein of 720 amino acids. Gene Ontology annotation, molecular function: chromatin DNA binding.